Linderina pennispora is the source of this 946-nucleotide messenger RNA. RefSeq lists its product as uncharacterized. The record is from RefSeq and is a predicted model, not a curated record. Lineage: Eukaryota; Fungi; Kickxellomycota; Kickxellomycetes; Kickxellales; Kickxellaceae. The transcript has a single exon. The coding region runs from base 132 to 659 and encodes 175 amino acids.
GUGGUUUUUGCGGGCGGUGGAAUCUUUGAGGAACAACUUUUUUUUACAAAUGUGGCUGCUCAUUCAGUAGCAAAAAUCGCUCACUCCUUCCUUCCAGCAAAUCGCUGGCCUGCCAAGCCGAACCAGCGUCAAUGUUGCCUUUUCCGAGACCCCUUGGUGUGGAUUAUUCUCUUCUUCACAUGAGCUUCUGUCCACAAAAGGGAUCGACGGACUGCGACAAUGUUUUCCUUUCCUUUCCCUAUGCCGCGAUGAGCGCUUUUUGCCUCCCCACCCAAUCUGUCACGUCUGGCGCCUGCUUGCGCGGGAAACAAGCAGCUCUGCCCCCGCCUUCCACAGUGGCAGCGCCUGCCUCCACACCGGCUCUGUUGCGGGCUGCGGGUGUCCGAGAUAUUUAUAUUGCCCCUCAUUCCCUCGCUGACCCGCACCGAUGCUGCAUCAGCGUCAGUCUUCUGCUCAUCUCUGCCAUGCUAUUUCGCUUUUCGCAAACCCUGGGUGCCAGACAAGACAAACAGCCAGCAGCUCCGCCAUUGUUGUUGCAGCCGCUGAUGCAAAGCUGUAUCUCCUGGGUGUCUUGGCCAGCUGGUCCUGGCACCAGUUUUCAUGUCCAUGGUCAAAGGCCAUCCAGAGGCAUAGAUGCGCCCAGAACACUACGUCAAUAAGGGCUACAUACGCCAGCAGCAGAAGUAUCUCAAAAUUAAAGCUGGUAUAACACUCCGCUAGUAUAGAUGCUGGGGUGCGCUUAGCAAUUGACCAAUAGCUCAAAGCUACACCCUGGUCAUUCGCUGCUAGAUACAAAGCUGGAGACAGCCUCUGCUGUUGCCCAAGCUAUAUUUAGCAUUGCAGCUCCCACAGCCAUGCAUAUGUAGGUGAUUGGGUCAAAGUGGAGCUUUACUAGCCUGUAUUCUCGGCUACCCCCUCCCUGCCAACGCACCUAAAGCACUUGUAA